Messenger RNA from Periconia digitata, 1567 nucleotides. The record is from the annotation of a GenBank genome assembly. NCBI's taxonomy places the organism in Eukaryota, Fungi, Ascomycota, Dothideomycetes, Pleosporales, Periconiaceae.
UAUGGACACAGAUAGUACGACAGAUUCAGCCAAAAAUAAUGUCGAGGACGGUCAUGGAGAUACCGACAAUCCCGCCGACAAUCCCCAGCAAGACGAAACACCAAGCGAACCUGAUGCCCCGCCAUUAGAAUACAUCAAGCUUUUUGAAAAGCAAGGAAACCAAUGGAAAGAGAUGACAGGCAAGCGUGAGCGACAGAUCUGGAAAGUCGGAAUCGCCCGUCGCCGGUUCCAUGUGAGGGAUCAUCCCACCAGUGUGCGGAGGCUGUUGCUGCGUAUCAUCUUCAAUGCAGGACCAGCGCUUUUCCCUGAUCGAUUUGCGCACUGGGCUGUGUAUAUUUGUCCGGUCGAUGCACUUUCCGAGGACAGCUCAUAUAGCAUGCUGGUGCUCAGUCCAUCGAAGAGGCACCGUUCGCCUCUGGCGCUUUCCCAGGCUGCGAAUUUGUAUUGGCCUUCUAAGAUUGGUCCAUUUGGAUAUGAAAAAUCUGAUGAAUUGGAAGAGGUAGAGGCUUGUUUUGCGCGCGAAGAAUUGGGUCGCAUAGCAAACAUGUUCAGAGACAUAUGUGUUAUUGGCGGAAUCAAAUAUGAUCCCUUCAAUCUUCACUCCCAACUCUUUGCAACCGCGCUGUACAACUUCUUCCGUUUCCAUGCCGUAGGACCGGAAGGCAAGGGGUGUCCUCCAUUCGAUGUCGAUUUGUUCAAAACAUCGACGGCUGCUCUGAACCAAGCAUAUCUACUAGUGCUAUCCAAACGGCAUAUACGAAAUCUCCUUCUCCGCAUACUACUAUCGCACAACGUAAACCAAGUUCUACUGCAGGGCUCAUUCCUUAACAGUCCAUUCCAAUUAUUGUUCGAAUGGAUGUCGUUAUUGAUCUUUCCAGCACCACAGGUCCUGCAUUCCAUCGCAGCUCUAGUCAUACCCCCAGAAUUUGCAGUAGCGUUCUGGGGAUCAUUGACGGACUUAUUGAAUAGUAAAUUCGCUACACUGGUUUGCUACACCGUAGUUUCUCCUUUCUUGAUCAGAUGCUGUUACAUAAUCAUACUCACGAGAACUUCCACCGUACUCAGUUUCUUGGAGACCAUCAUGGUGUAUCCCUUCACCGCCAAGCACAAAAACGCCUCGCAAUUCACCAUAAUAGUCGGUUUCAUACUGUUCUGGUACAUUGGAAUUCCUCCGCCGAAGCCACUGCUGUACGCCGUGUCGGUUGUCGAGCUAUUUGAGCUGAGUCGGCCAAUCGCUCUAGCGGCUCCAUGGGCGUCGAAUGCUUGGAAUAGAGCCUUUCUUACCAGAGGCUUACUCCAGGCGGGGUUUGAAAGUAGGCUGUCAUCAUGGUACGUCGGUGAACAUCGCUGUGGACAUGGUCACGAUUUAGCUCAAAGGUCGUCGAAGCCGACGAGCGGUGCGUCGGGUCUGAAGCAACGGCUGAAAAAUCUGAAUUACGUGGCGGACAAAGUAUUUUCAAGAAUCAUUAUUGUCGGAUUGAUCAUCAUCAUUUAUAUUCAUUCCCCUAUCAGUUUCGAGCGUUAUAGUUGGAAUGGGAGAGGGUACGGUGGUAGAUUCGAAUUAUAA